Vitrella brassicaformis is the source of this 2236-nucleotide messenger RNA. Lineage: Eukaryota; Vitrellaceae. The record is from the annotation of a GenBank genome assembly.
GUCAAGUUCAAGUUGAAGUUGAAGCCUUUCCUACUGCAGAUUUGAGCUGAGUUUCAGCGAUGAUGGCCCAGCGUGAGCAUCGGAGGGCGGGUGAGCGGCGACAGAGGCAGGAGAGCGUCCUGCGGCAGGGAGAGUCACGGACCCGGCUGCGAGUGCCAAUUGAGGAACAGGGCCGACAGGUGGCCCAGCUGCAACAGGGUGGCCGGCAGGGGAAGGCCGAGCUGCCUGCUCGUGGGCCGAUACGGGAGGGGCAGACUGUGGGGCCAGGUUCGUGCCCGACGAGACGGUGGACGCCGCCCCGUUCCUCGACGGAACGAUUGCAGGAGGGCUCUCCGUCUCUGUCAACCGACGCGCGCAGUAUCAGGGCACCUCCCAACGCAAUGGCGCCUACCUGUUCUCCGAAUACACUCAAGUAGGCCAAGUCAUCAAACAUCUACGAAUGGGUGGAUGUCGCCAUUCAUCGCUCUCUUUGUGUGUAUCGGUCGGUCAUCAGGUGCGCGGCGGUGUGGGCCAUGGGCGUCUGACAGGGCGAGACAACGACGUCAGAGGGGUCUAUGGAGACGGUCACAUCACGGGCCAUUCAUAUCAGUACACGGCCAGCUACCGUUAUGAGGUGAGUGUUCACUCCUCAUAUGCAGUCACCCAUGCACAUCCAUUGCUCUCUCUGCUCCCUCUCACCUUUCAGCCCACAGCCUACGACGCCUACGGUGGUGCCCCUCUCAGCACUCGGCUGCCACACCGAUACGAUGGACAGCUUCCCACGUACUCACAGCACCAGACCAACCACGCCCUCAGCUGGGACGAAGUGGGCGGCCAGCCGGGCGGCGAGCCGGAGAGCCACUACGCCUCUCGUCCCGCAUACCGCGCUCCCAACAAUAUCAGCAAGACAGUGUCCCGAGGCAUUCAGUGCAGCAUCGUGACCACACAGACGCCACUCGGGCCCCGGAACAAGACGCGUGGUGCCUCGCGACACCACCACCACCAGCAGCAGCAGCAGCAGCAGAGGCCCGUCGACUAUGCAGGCCUGCAGGUGGAAGCGAUGGCUAGUUCGGUGGGCCGCCAUCCGCCACCACCGCAAAACCACGACACCUACAAUCGCCAGGACAACGGAUCAGGUGGCGGCUUGUUCGGCGGGAUGUUCUCGGGCUUGGGAUCGUUGCUUGGUGGGGAUCGGGCCGCUGGAGGUGAGGAGGGGUCUGGUGGGAUGAGACACACAUGGCCCUUCUCUAUCGCUCACCGGCACAUCGUCGACACGCCUGCCUGCCUGUCUGUCUGUCUGUCUGUGUCAGCGGUACGAGAGGAGACACAAGAGCUCCCACUGAAUCGCCGCACCAAUCGCCGACAGAACGACGAUGACCGCUACACCUAUGGUGCCCAGGUGAGCCUCACCGUCACACUCAGCCACACACUUCGGUCGUGUUCAGCAGGGUCACGCAUAUAUAGUGUCUGUCUGUUCUUUCGUCAGGGUGGGUCGGACGAGUUCCGCUACUGGCAAUUUCCCCGAGUCGACAGGCAGCAGGACAUUGAGGCCUACGCGAGGGAGCUGGACAAUUGGAAGGGCUUCUGGGAAAUGGAGCUCCAGGAGCGCUCGGAGAUCCAGGAGCGGCUUCGCUUCCGACUCGAGGAGCGGGCGGCGGAGCGGGAGAAGAGAAUGGAGCGCCUCCACCGACAACAGCAGCAGAGCAUGGAGCGUGAGUGGCGUAGACUGGAGGCCGAGAAGGACGAAAUGCGCCGCAAAGAACAGGAACUCGAGGAGAAACAGAAGCAGAUCGACCAGCAGCUGCAGCAGCUGCAACACCAGAUACAGCAGCUUCUCAACAUAGACAACGAGACGGCAGACAACCAGCAGCAGAGGAGCACCUCUGACACCGUCCCCUCGACCUCAACUGAAGGAGGACAGGAGGCACCCAGAGUGGCUGAAGGAGACGCCACUGGCGAGCGGGAGCGGGCCCGCCAGAUGCUGCAGGAGCUCGAGAGCAGCCUCCACUUCAAGAACCUCACUGUGCCAUCCGCCCCGUGUGGUGGGCGCCCGCGCCCACACGAGGUGUAGGCUCGCCCCUGUGCACGGCCGCUCGAGAAGAAGUGUGUGUUCAUGAGCCAAACCACAUGAUUGGCCGGCUGGCCGUCUGAGUGCCCUGCCCGUUGUGUUUCUUUGGACGGUUGUAGACACAUAGAGCGCUCGGACAAUUACAUAAGUCUAUGCCUUCUGGGAAGCAUUGCAAAUGGCACUUUCAUG